Molecule: messenger RNA, 2954 nt
Organism: Colletes gigas
Lineage: Eukaryota; Metazoa; Arthropoda; Insecta; Hymenoptera; Colletidae
Gene: ITP
Product: ion transport peptide-like
Exons: 4
Coding region: 2171-2821 (216 amino acids)
Biological process (GO): circadian rhythm
Cellular component (GO): extracellular region
Molecular function (GO): neuropeptide hormone activity
Source: RefSeq, a predicted model, not a curated record
CGCGAUAACGGUUGCACGGAACAGCUUUACCAGCCGCGAGAACUCUUCUGUGUUUACAGUUCGCGGAAAUCAAAGGUUCAGAAUAACGCGCCAGCUAUCGCGCCACUGACCAUCGUUUGCAUUCGUUGAUCGCGUUCAAUCGCCCCCUUAACUAUUCAAUAUUUCCAAUUCAACGCGAUAGAAUUUGAUCGACUAUCGAGAAGCUCGUUAAUUAAUAAGUUCAACAAGCAUCGAAAAGAAUCAACUAUCAAAAUCGAAGUUUCGAGAAUCGCUAACAAUGGGUGGACAAAUAUACUCGAGAUCUAUUUUACGAUUUAAUUACAAGAAAUCGGAGAAAUCGCCGCGCUUAUCGUGUACGGGGAUAAAUAGAACGAGAGAAAGAAAUUAGCAAAGAUAAGAAACGGCAACGGAAGAAGUCGUAGAAAGAGUAGGAGGAACGCGAAACAACCACCUGUAGCUGAUGGCGCGACACGCCUCUCAAGAAACUCGCGCGUGCGUUUUCUCGCAAGCUUCAACCCCCAAAAUCCUCGAUUCGAGCUCACCGCGUCGUUCGAAUUUUCCAAAACAGCACUCAAAGCUUAAAAAUCGCUUCUGGAGAUCUGUUUUGGUAUCUGACGAAUUUAACGUCUCAUGAAAUUUGCCUGAUUUUUGGAAUUAACGUUGCCAGGAAGCUGUCUUAUCUUUAUUUACUAUACCAUCCUAAUCAAACGCGGUCCAGACCGUUGAGAGCUCGAAGAACAGCUUUGAGAAUCUGUCGGUUGUGCACUUGACUAUUCCUGAGACUCGAUGUAACGGAUCUCGUUAUGGACCGUGUUUGAUUAGGAUGGUUUCGUAAAUAUAGAUAAGGCUACCUCCUCAGAUUAAUUCUGUUAGAGCAAUUGUUCAAAAUGCUGUCACAAAGACUCGCCAUUGAGUAUAAGCGUUAAACGUACGCGUGUCCGACUGGAAUUUUAAAUUUUCCCGCGUAAACUUAUUCAUAGUUUCGAUCCAUUAGAAAUUAAUUAUUACUAAUACACUAUAUCCAGAACAAAUACCAUUUUAAUUAUUUAAUUAUAGCUCGAAUAAAAUUUAGAGACUUAAUAAUUUCUGUGAAUUUCGGGGAAAUCCCCAGUGGUCUACCAGACGCCAACGGUGAGGCAGCCUGUGUUUCGAGCGUCGGCACGAACGGCGCUUCCUGUUUGAAAGGAGACGCGCGAAGACGCGAAAGAAUAACCCGGACUCUGUGCAGUAUUUACCCACGAUCGCGAUAGUUGGAAAGCGUGCGCGAAAGUUGCGUCACAUCCGCGGUCUGAAAGCGAUUCUGGAAACGCGUCUCGCGGAUCCGUAAACACCGGCGUGUCGAUCUUUUCUUAGACCAACGGCCGCUACGUUCGUCGAGUCCGUGCGUUCCCUCGAAACUAUUUAAAGAGAACGGAAUGCAUUUACCACUGCGGGCGUUUUACAACGGUUCGUGUUACGAGCCAAGCCGUAGCGGCGAUUAAUCGCGUUAGAUCGUGACGCCCGCUUUUUCAAACAACCGCUCGGUCCUCGGUGUUUGAUUUUAAUCGCACCCCCUUCACCCGGUUCAAAAAUAGACUCGAAAGCUCGUUAACUCCGCCGUAUUUGCGUCUACGAGUGACCGUUUUAAUCCGCGGAACACUGUGAAAUCCGUAUAAAUAAUAUCGUUGCUUUUCGCCUACGAGUCCAGUCUUUCACGCCAUUACCAAUCAGAUCUAUUGGUAUUCUUGUUUAUCAGCUAGUUUUUAUUCCUCUUAGAAACUGAAACAUAUAUUUAUCUUGAAUGGAGAUUCUACGGUACAAUUAUAUUACACUCAAAAUAUAUUUACAAAGAAUAUCAAUUUAUACUGUUAAACAGUAUAAGAAAAAGGAUACGUUGCGUUAGAGUAUCCUGCACGAAGAUAACCUGUAAAUGUGAAAAUUUCCAACGAUAAAAAGUGGCUGAUAAAAGAAGGAACCCAUUAGACUUACUUUUGGCUUUCCAUUGUAUCGCAAAAUUUUAAGGAUUAUCUCAAUAACGUAACUAAGAAUUUUGGUCGAGUAAAUAGAUCGAUAUUUACAUCGAUAGAAUAGGGAUAUUUUCGUAACCCCUGAUCGAGAAAAGAUGGCCGCCCGUCGUUCGAGGCGUUAAAAACGGUUGGAAAAUCGGUCGGUAGCGUAGAAAGGAAGGACUAUGCAUCGACAACAGAGGCUUCGAUCGCCAUCGUCGUCUCCCUCGUCGUUAUCGUUGCCAUUCUCGGCGUCCCGGUCGUCCAUCUCGACCGUGUCGCUGUCGUCGACGUCCCCGUCGACGGCCACGUCCGAGCCAAUAACGACGCUGACAACGAAGACGGCGUCCCCGUCGUCGUCCACCGCCCUGUCGUCGUCGUCGGCGUGGUCGACGUCGCCGUACACCUGGAGCGUCCAGCAGACCUCAUGCUCGAGGUUAUCGUCGCUGUCCGGCGAGUCGUCCAUCGUCUCGGUAUCGAUACCCUGCCCGCGACUCGUAUCCGUGUUGGCUUGGUCCGUGACGCUGUUGCUGGUGUCCUCGUGCAUCGGCCUGACGGACGCCGGGAUCCUGAACGGGCAUCCUUUGGGUAAAAGGUCCUUUAUCGAUAUCCAAUGUAAGGGUAUAUACGACAAGAGCAUCUUCGCCCGGCUGGAUCGUAUCUGCGAGGAUUGUUACAACCUGUUUCGAGAACCUCAGCUGCAUCAACUGUGCAGGAAAAACUGCUUCACGUCAGACUACUUCAAAGGAUGCUUAGACGUGCUAUUGCUGCAGGACGAGGUAGAGAAGAUCCAAACGUGGAUCAAGCAACUACACGGAGCGGAGCCCGGGGUUUAGGCAAAGCUGCUUUGGUACGGAAUACUUCACAAGCUGUAUUCAAGCGUUGCUGCUCGAGGACGAGAAGGAAAAGUUCCAGGAGAUGGUCGAGUACCUAGGCCGCAAGAAAUAAGAGGAAAAGAGUACAGACGCG